This is a messenger RNA of Solanum verrucosum, 534 nucleotides long. RefSeq names its product ATP-dependent Clp protease ATP-binding subunit ClpA homolog CD4A, chloroplastic-like. The transcript has 4 exons. NCBI's taxonomy places the organism in Eukaryota, Viridiplantae, Streptophyta, Magnoliopsida, Solanales, Solanaceae. Bases 1 to 534 code for a protein of 177 amino acids. The record is from RefSeq and is a predicted model, not a curated record.
AUGGCUAAAGUUUUAGUUCAGUCAAUAAGCAUUCCAUCUUCAUUUGCUGCCGGUGAAAGGGAUGGACAAUUCAAUGGAUCCUGGAAAAGUGUUAGAAUGAACAGUUUUGUAGGACUGCGAGGGGGCAAUGCAUUACUUGUAAAAUCUGGAGAAACUCUCCAUUCAAAAGUGGUUGUGAAACGGCAACAAGGGUUUCUUAUGCUUGCACAAGAUGAGUCUAGACGACUAGGUCACAAUUUAGUUGGAACAGAACAAAUUAUGUUGGGUCUUAUUGGUGAGGAAACUGGUACUGCUGCUAAGGUUCUUAAAUCCAUGGGAAUUAAUUUGAAAGAUGCUCGUAUCGAAGUAGAGAAGAUUAUUGGCAUGGCUACCCGUGUUCUUCAAAACUUGGGUGCUGACCCCAAUAACAUUUACCUACAGGCAAGUAAUUUGGUUGGCAAGAGUAAUGUAGCUAUUGGUGCUGGUGUUGGAGGUGGAACUUCUGGCCCAAGUAUCUUUUUUUUUUUUUUUUAUGAUGUGGAAGAAGAUAAUUAG